AUGUCAUUCAUCAAACCCCUCCGUCUCGCCCAUACACUUUCCAAACAGACGCAUUCUCCUGUACGCACCUAUUUUUCCAUCCACCAUCCAGAUCCACGCCCUUUCCCACCGACUCAAGAACGCAUCCUGUCGGCCGCCCUUGCUAGGGUGCCACAAUAUGGAUUCACAGAAGACGCAAUCAUCCUCGGUGCCAAAGAUGCCGGCUACCUGGAUGUCACCGUUCAGCUUUUCCCACGUGGAGUCUUCGACCUGAUUAAUUAUCAUCUGAUCACCAAAAGACUUGCACUGAAAGACACGGUGCAAUUCUCCACAGCUGCCAAUCUAGGCUUGACCUCAAAAGUCAAGGCGUUGGCCAUGGCUCGACUACGCGCGAACACAGACAUCGUUCAUCAAUGGCAAGGAGCUCUUGGCCACAUGUCACUUCUCGGCAACAUCCCUGCCUCAUUGAAAGAGUUAAACGCGCUCUCGGACGAGAUCUGGUACCUCGCUGGCGACACUGCCGUGGACUUCUCGUGGUAUACAAAGAGGGCUUCUUUGGCAGCGGUUUAUGCAAGCUCAGAAAUGUUCAUGACCACGGACUCUUCAGCAAACUUCAGUGCCACUGAGGAAUUUCUCCAACGAAGAUUGAAAGAUGCGCAGAGCCUAGGAAGCACAGCAGGAGGCAUUGGACAAUACGUGGGAUUUUGGGCAGGCAAUAGCCUCAAUUUAGCCCGAUCCUGGGGCAUGAAGGUGUGA
Exophiala bonariae is the source of this 735-nucleotide messenger RNA. RefSeq lists its product as uncharacterized. Gene Ontology annotation, cellular component: mitochondrial inner membrane. Gene Ontology annotation, molecular function: lipid binding. Gene Ontology annotation, biological process: ubiquinone biosynthetic process. NCBI's taxonomy places the organism in Eukaryota, Fungi, Ascomycota, Eurotiomycetes, Chaetothyriales, Herpotrichiellaceae. The record is from RefSeq and is a predicted model, not a curated record. The coding region runs from base 1 to 735 and encodes 244 amino acids. The transcript is spliced from 2 exons.